AUGAUGAUGGUGCAGAUCUAUGUAGAUGAUAUCAUCUUUGGAGGAACUUCAGAGAAGCUGGUGGAAAACUUUGUGAAGAGUAUGACUAAGGAGUUCAAGAUGAGCAUGGUGGGAGAAUUGAAGUACUUUCUUGGACUUCAAGUGAAUCAGACUGAGAAAGGAAUCUUUAUUUCUCAAAGCACCUAUGCCAAGAAUCUACUGGCCAAACCAAAACAGUCCCAUCUUCAAGCGGUGAAGAAGAUCUUGAGGUAUGUCAAGGGAACUGUCAAUCUGGGGAUCUUUUACUCCAAAGGAUCCAACAGAAAUCUUGCUGGAUAUUGUGACGCCGAUUGGGCAGGAUGUGCAGAUGAUCGGAAAAGCACAAGUGGAGGUUGUUUCUUCCUUGGGAACAAUCUUAUUGCUUGGCUUAGCAAGAAGCAGAAUUCUGUGUCACUAUCUACUGCAGAGGCUGAGUACAUUGCAUUGGGAAGCUGCUGCACACAGCUUAUAUGGAUGAGACAGAUGUCAGCCGAUUAUGGGAUGGAGUCUGGACCCUUCUUGGUCUACUGUGACAACAAAAGCGCCAUUGACAUAUCAAAGAAUCCGGUGCAGCACUCAAGGACUAAGCACAUUGACAUAAGACACCACUUUGUUCGUGAAUUGGUGGAAGAAAAACAGGGGCUGAUACAGGCACUGGCUCGGGGUGUAUAUAACAAGUUCAGAUUUUGUUUGGAGUCAAAGGUGCCAAUGAGGAUCAGCUACUUUGUCAUGCCGUCAUGUCACCUCAACAUAAGAAAAGUGAAAACUCACAAGGCUGAGUUGGUCCAUGAGCUUUCUCGAAGGGUAAUGUUUCACAAGAACAACAUCCAACGACAGAGAAUGAUCACAUGUUCUGCCUUGAACAAAAUAAAGAGUUUCACUUUGCACAUCAUUGGAAUUAGAGGUGGUGAUAUGAUCUGGCCGUCAGAUCUACAAGCCAGCAAUCUCCAAGCACUGCCGUCGCCUGACGAAGCGACUGAAGUAGCGACCACUACAUCUCUGGUAGUGACCGCCGAUGGUGUUUCUGAACCAGCAGAGCCGGAUGUGCUUGAGAGACACAAAGCUAAAAAGGGGGAGAUUGAAGAUGCAACUGGUUUGACGCAGAUCGUGAAUCAGUCAGGAAGUGCAUCAGGACGUAUGGACGGACUUGUAGCGGAGCUAAGUGGAGCUUAA
Microthlaspi erraticum is the source of this 1191-nucleotide messenger RNA. The record is from the annotation of a GenBank genome assembly. NCBI's taxonomy places the organism in Eukaryota, Viridiplantae, Streptophyta, Magnoliopsida, Brassicales, Brassicaceae.